GAAACUCGAGUCUGCGAAAGGAUAGACGAAGUUGACUGUUCAAAAUCUGAACGAUUUUAUAGUUUAAAUUUAGAAUUAUAUGGAAAUAGUCAACCCUCUAAUUUAGAAGAAAUUUCUGAGACUGAACAGCCCCUAAUAAUCAAAUCGACCCUACCGACAACGACAACGACGGAGUCAACUAGCAAAACCACCCGCACGAACUACUACACCACCGUCACCUCCCCGACUACCGGAGGGAGCACCCAGCAACUGUUAUCAGCCCACCACUUUCCCCUAAUCGAUACGAAUUCCCCGGAUAUACGUUUCAACCCGGAGGAGAUCAACAUCAGUUUGCACCCGGGAGCGCCGCCCGACAUAAGGACAAACCCGCAUUCGUUCUACAGUGACAAAAAAGUGACCAACAGUGAGAAAAAAGUGGGAGUGACUACGCACCGAUCGGUAGUGACUUCACAUCGUUCGGAAUACGGGGACGUAGAUCGCGAAGCGAACACUAAAAAAUCACUGUCGGGUUAUAACCAGGCAACGCCUGGAGAUAUAAAUUAUGGAUUCACAUUCAAGAAUGCGGAUUUAGAAGACUAUCGCACCGAAGAUGCGGAUGGAGAGGGCUACCAUUACCAAACCGAAUUCAGGCCUAGUCAAGAGUAUUCAGUUCCUCAUCACAACAUUCAACGUCAAUCUCCAAAUCAACCUCAGCAGUACACGUCGAGCACCUUCCGCAACGAAUACACGCCAACUACAUCGAAACUCCUUGACAACUAUCAGCCUCGAUCAUCGACGACAGCCAGGAAUUACUUCAUCCAGUCUCUGAAACCCCCUGCGCUGGACCAGCAGAGCCAAUACAGCCAUAUUCAGAGUGAGAAGCCGCCACAGAGAAUGCAGCUACCUCUACCUCUUUUGCCAACUCUGCCACCUCUGACAUUCAGUUCUCCAGCACCAUUUUCCCUACAGCAUCGUAUAGAGACAAAAAGAUACACGAAGGACCACUACCCUCCUCCGCGCAUUGUAAUCAGUGCAAGCGCAAGCGUCAGCGAUGCUAGCGGAAGAAGACUGAACUACUCACUUGGAACUAUAGGAACCGCUCCGCUUUUCAAAACGCCCCCUUCUUCCUACGAUGAAUACAAAGACGAAGACGUUCAAUUGGAUCCGUUCUAUCAUGACGUCCAGAAAGUGAAGCAUUCCAGAAAGAGAAGAAGCGUUACUAAAUCCCGGAGAAGAAGAAGUGAGAGGACUGAUUGGAAACAUUCCGAUAUAAUAAAGAACGAUGAUGAUGCUAUACAUGUUCUCAAGUUCAUUUUCGAUUGGUAUAAGAAUGAAAAAACCAACCCCGCGAGAACCACAACUCCAAUAAGUGCACCCCUGAAUAGACAAGGAAUCGUUUCCAUUAAUGAUGGGUUAUCCCCUGAUAGUCAAGAUGAUGAAAAUAGCAAAGGGAAUGAAAACAUUGAUUUCAAAUUGAAAUCAAGCGACGUUUUUAAUGAAAAAAGUAAAUAUAGUAUAGUGGGAAAUGGUGGUGUAUCUGUCAAUCAUCAGGAAGUGAAGAAAAUAAACAAUGUCAACGAGGAAUUUACGAUACAUCAGUCCGAUGACCCAGAAAAUGGAGACGAAAUUUUUCAACACGAGGAGGAUUAUAUCAAUGAUAAUUUUGAACCGGUUGCAUACAAUAAUAAAUAUGAAAAUGAAAAGGAAUAUUCGAAGUACUUCGGACAUGAUUUUAGUAAAGGUUUGCAAAAGAAGAACCAUAAACCCGAAUACUCCAAUGAAAAAGAAUCUUCGGUAAACUAUGGGCAUGACUUCAGUGAAGAAGAUAAAUUCGACAAAAAUUUUCAUCGACAUGAUUAUGAAAACGACAAAUAUUCCUCAGAUUACGAACGUGACUUCAAAGAAGAAAGGGAAAGAGAGGACAUUAAUGAUCAGUUGCCCCCCACAUUCAAGAGAGGAAAUGCAAACAACACACACUAUCAUUCAUUGCCGAAUGAUUAUGUAGAUGACAACAUAGAACCAAUAUAUUACAAAGAAAGGAACAAACCAAGUGAAAUCGAAAAAAGUUCUUCAGACGAAAUAGUAGAGGCAAAAGAGGAAAUCAAAACGGUAGAGUUCACCACAGAAAAACAAAAUGUAUCAGAAGUCAAUUCAUAUAAUGAAUUGACUUCAGGAGGAUCAUCUUCUAUAACUCUGAGCUUCACCGAGCAUCGUGAUCUAGAGAUAACAACUAUGGAGUAUCCCGAAGAACAAACAACUCCAGAGGAUUAUAAUAAUGUUAAUAUUUUGCAUACCGACAACGCAACUACGAGUGAAAUCCCAAGUCAAACCACUGAAGUCAUAAAUCUUCCUUCAACGAUAAGUUCAGAUGAAUUUGAAGUCACAUUUACUACGGAGGUUCCUACGACUACCACGAGAAGGGAAAGAAAUAAUCGGAGAAGAGGCAGAAGGAAAUAUCAGACUGCGGAAGGGAAAGAUAAAGAAACCGAUUUCAAAAAAGUACUUAUAGAGAAACUCAUAGAAAAGCCAUUUAGAGCUAAAGACGAUUAUGAUUAUUUACGAACUGUACAUCUGCAUACCACAACUACUGGGGAGGGACUAGAUGGAUCUAGCUUCACUGAAUCUCAGAAUGGAAAUAUAGCAAUAUCAUCAGGUAGCACUAACGAUGAACUGAUGAAGGAUAAAAUCAUAGAAUUGAUUCCUACAAUAACCGAACCUUUAGCAGAUACCAAAAGUUCCUCAAAAGAAAUAUUUGUGCCACAUACUGAAGAUAGUUACAACAAAGUAGAAAACGAAACAUCAAAUAUUUUCCUGACAUCCUCAUCAACUACAGAAACUAGCAUCAGUAAGAAGCGAAGAAGAGGCAAACAGAGAAACUAUAUAGAACCCACCAGAAAAAAAGCUAGUAGAAGGAGGAAGCCUAUGAAAUCAACGGAAACUAAAGAAUAUCAUCCUGGUUCCCAAAUUACUUAUUUAGGUAGUGUGGAGAUCAUUACGAACCCUUCUGAGAAUAAUGGAUCCAGUGGUGAUCUUCACAAAAAUCUACUGUCAAAAAAGAAUUACUCGACGUCUGGAACUUCUCAAGUACCUAUGCCAGUUGAAAGGAUGGAUACUGGUAUUCUUUCACAAAAUCAUGAACAUUUCAAACUGAACCAAUCAAAGGUAACUGAUUAUUUACCAAGUCAAGUUACUGAAUCUACUUUAGCAUCGUUCGAAAUCACCACUGAGCAACUAAAAACAACCAAACUAGGUAGAGGUAGAACUAGAACCACUGAAAAAGCAGCAAGUGGAAUUGUUAAUUCCAAAAAUCAAGAGACACCCAAAAUAUUAUCAAAUGAAUCAGACAAAGCUGACACUUUCAUUGAACCCUCUUCAGAAUCUAUUGAAAUAACCACUGAUCACUCAAUACAAUCUAGAAGGAGUAGAGGUAGACUGACUGAAAGAGUGGGAAGUGAAAAUCCCAUAUCUGCAAAGAAUAAUGGGCAGGUAGAAAUAUUAUCUUUCAAUAAAUCAGAAGAAGAUGACUACUUUACCAGUGAAAUUACUGAAAGUUCUUUAGCAUCGAUUGAAACCACCACGAAUCAAUUAGAAACAACUGGAAAGGAAAAUACUGAAAAAGCUGAAAUUGAAAAUGAUGUAUUUUCACAGAAACAAAGUGCCACUGAUUCAUCUCAAUAUUAUUCAAACCAAGCUCAAUACAUAUCAAAUGAAAUUACUGAGUCAUAUUUGGAACCAUCUGAAACUACCAUCAAUCUAGAAACAACCAGAAAGGGUCGAAAAUUGACAACUGAAAAAGCAAAAUAUGAGAAAAGCAUAGCUUCACAGAACCAUUUUCAAAUCAAUUCAGAAAAUACUGAACACAUAACUGAUGAAGUAACUGAGCCAUAUUGGGAAUCAAUUGAAACUGUCACUAAUCAUCCAAAAACAACUAGAAGGAGUAGAGUUAAAACCACCGAAAGAUCAGAAAGUGGAAAUGGAAUAUCUUCACAAAACCACAGACUAACUUUUUCUAGAAACAAUUCAGAUCAGGCUGAACACAUGACCAGUCAAAUUACAGAACCAUAUUUGGAAUCGAUUGCCACCACCACGGAUCAACUUAAAACAACUAGGAGUAGAAAUAGAAAUACUUUGAAAACAGAUAAUAAAAAUGAUAUAUCUCCACAGAAUCAUGGACAAGCAGAAAUACUGGCACAGAAUAAGUUGAAUGGUAAUAAAUAUUCGACUUCGAAAUUCACUGAUCUCCAUUCGAAAUCAUUAGAAACCAGCACUGAUCGGAUUAAAACUACUAACAGGAGUAGAGGUAGAGCCAAGUUUCAUUCCCCAGUAUUAGAUCUAGACCAUCAAUCUACUGUUAUUGACAUUUCUCGAACAACUCCUUUAUCUAUCAUCGAUCAAAUUGAUGUGAUAACUACUUCGGACUCUCCGGCAACUGAAUCAUUGAGUGAUAACUCUGUAGAAAUGGAAGAAAGUCCUACAUCUACUAGUGUUUAUGGUAAUGAACCUGUUUUACUUUCUGAAAGAAUAGAAGAUAUUUAUGCUACAUCGUUUGUACCUACCACAGAGUCCAUUCAUAUUACUAAGAAGAAGCAACUGAAAGACAAUCUUUUGAAUUCGGAACUGACUAUCACCACUGAGUCGAAUUUGGAUGUGAAUACAAUCAGAGUUACUGAUGUUACUGAAGAAUUCAGGGAAGAAACCACUCUUCCUGCGAGCCUUGCCACAACUGAGAAAUAUUAUGAAGAAUUGGUUGAAGAGAUAGAAAGUACUACUGGUAGCUACUUCAGUCAUUUAUCCACUACGAAUAAUGUGAAUGAAAAAUCACCUUCCACCAGAAGUAGUUCAAAAGAAAUUAUCGAAGAGACUAGUCUCAUUCGAAAUGAGUCAAUACCUACAAUAUCAAAGGCCAUGAAUCUGCUGAGUAUAGUAGUUGAAGAAAAGUUGGAAAACAGUUCUCCAGAAGAAACUAGCACCGAGAUAGAUUUCACAACCAGUACAUCUCAUAAAAUACAGGAGACCUCUGAAAUUGUCACUCAUACCACAGUGAAAGUUAAUGUAAGUAGUUCUCCUGAAAGCUCUACAGAGAUUGUAUAUACAGUUACAGAAGAUAAAGCGAAUUUGAAAGAGAAUACAACGGAAACUUUCAUUCCAACCACUGAAAUAUCUGAAACGUCUAUGAUUACUGAAACCAAAUUUCCAGAGAUAUCCACCGCUAUAUCAGCGGUUGAACCAACAACACUACAUGAAGAGUAUAGUCAGAUACAAACUACUCUAGAGCAAACCACACUUGCCCCUGUCACUACAAAGCAAACUACCACUUUGCGGACCUAUCCUAGCAGACCAAAUAGAAAAGGUCAUAGUUACCAGAGACCUAGACACCGGUUCAGUAGUGACCAUUCAAUAAGAAAACAAGUACCUCGAAAACCGAUAAUCAAAGAUAAACACAUAGAGUCCUUGUCUAGGCAGAGUAAAAAAAUGGCUACAAGUCUGAGGGGUACUAAGGGUGAUUUGUUAACUGAGUAUCCAUUGAUGAGAAGUGUUCAUCCGACUCAAGCGGAAAGAACUAUAGUUACUACUCCAUUUUCUCGAAAAACGACAAUUAGGAAGUACUUCUUUUUCAACUGUUUUGGAAAAGAGUUGGAAAAGUUCUAUCCUGAUUCAAGAGACUGUAGGCUGUUCCAUUAUUGUACGAAAGGUUACAAUAAGAAUCAGUUAAUUGACAUGAAAUUCGUUUGUGAUUUAAACACGUUCUUCGACGAUGAAAAGUUAAUUUGUACAAAGGAAAAACCGAAACGUUGUUUGUAAAUAUUUUUCUAAUAAAAUUGAUUUUCGAUAGAGAAUGAAUUUGAACUUUGUAAUGGUUUUGUAUAAUUUUAAACGAGCUCGAAAGGUGUUUUUGUAAUUAUUGAAUAUACAACUUGUUAUAAAUUACUCAUAAAUUAAUAUAUUAAGUUGAAUAAAGUAUGUAAAACACUGA
Messenger RNA from Leptinotarsa decemlineata (Colorado potato beetle), 5953 nucleotides. RefSeq lists its product as uncharacterized. Lineage: Eukaryota; Metazoa; Arthropoda; Insecta; Coleoptera; Chrysomelidae. The record is from RefSeq and is a predicted model, not a curated record. Gene Ontology annotation, molecular function: chitin binding. Gene Ontology annotation, cellular component: extracellular region.